This is a messenger RNA of Stegostoma tigrinum, 3757 nucleotides long. RefSeq names its product histone-binding protein RBBP7. Gene Ontology annotation, molecular function: histone binding. The transcript is spliced from 12 exons. Bases 135 to 1421 code for a protein of 428 amino acids. The record is from RefSeq and is a predicted model, not a curated record. Gene Ontology annotation, biological process: regulation of gene expression. Lineage: Eukaryota; Metazoa; Chordata; Chondrichthyes; Orectolobiformes; Stegostomatidae. Gene Ontology annotation, cellular component: nucleus; NuRD complex; ESC/E(Z) complex.
GGAAAGGGACGCAGGCGUGUUGAGUUAGUGGCGCAGAAGCGGUUGGAGAGAGUGCGCGCGGGAUUGAUUGUUCGGAUCGUUUUAAAUAAUUUCAAUUAAACCGUCAGCAGCGGCGGCCGCAACCCGUGUUCCGUAUGGUGAGAAUGGCGGAUAAAGAGGUUUAUGACGACGCAGUGGAAGAGCGUGUGAUCAAUGAGGAAUAUAAAAUAUGGAAGAAGAAUACUCCAUUUCUCUAUGAUCUCGUCAUGACACAUGCAUUAGAAUGGCCAAGUCUUACUGUACAGUGGCUUCCUGAUGUUACCAGGCCUGAAGGAAAAGACUAUAGUGUUCAUCGUUUGGUGCUUGGGACGCAUACAUCUGAUGAACAGAAUCAUUUGGUCAUUGCAAGUGUUCAGAUCCCCAAUGAUGAUGCUCAGUUUGAUGCUUCUCAUUAUGAUAGUGAGAAGGGAGAAUUUGGAGGAUUUGGAUCUGUGAGUGGAAAAAUAGAAAUUGAAAUUAAAAUCAAUCAUGAAGGUGAAGUGAACAGAGCACGUUAUAUGCCACAGAAUCCGUGCAUUAUUGCCACUAAAACUCCUACCUCUGAUGUGCUUGUCUUUGACUAUACCAAGCAUCCAUCUAAGCCAGAUCCCAGUGGUGAAUGUAACCCUGAUCUUCGACUGCGUGGCCACCAAAAAGAAGGAUAUGGUCUCUCCUGGAACCCAAACCUAAGUGGACAUCUUCUCAGUGCUUCGGAUGAUCAUACUAUCUGUCUUUGGGACAUAAGUGCAGGCCCAAAAGAAGGAAAGAUAGUAGAUGCUAAAACAAUUUUUACAGGCCACACUGCAGUUGUAGAAGAUGUCUCCUGGCAUUUAUUGCACGAAUCUUUGUUUGGAUCUGUAGCUGAUGACCAGAAGCUAAUGAUCUGGGACACAAGGUCAAAUAAUACUUCAAAACCAAGCCAUUCCGUAGAUGCACACACAGCUGAAGUCAACUGUCUGUCCUUCAACCCAUACAGUGAAUUUAUCCUAGCAACUGGCUCUGCUGACAAGACGGUGGCAUUAUGGGACCUUCGAAAUCUAAAAUUAAAGCUCCACUCCUUUGAGUCUCACAAGGAUGAGAUCUUUCAGGUGCAGUGGUCUCCACACAAUGAAACUAUCCUUGCUUCCAGCGGUACUGAUCGUCGCCUCAAUGUUUGGGAUUUAAGUAAAAUUGGCGAGGAGCAAUCAGCUGAAGAUGCAGAGGAUGGACCUCCAGAACUACUGUUUAUUCAUGGAGGACAUACUGCAAAAAUUUCUGAUUUCUCCUGGAAUCCAAAUGAGCCAUGGGUAAUCUGUUCUGUAUCAGAAGACAAUAUUAUGCAAGUUUGGCAGAUGGCUGAGAAUAUUUACAAUGAUGAAGAACCUGAUACACCUGCAUCUGAACUUGAGAGCCAAGGAUCAUAAACCCCAUUUGACACCACCCUUUUUUUUUAUAAAACAUGUCUAAAAUUGAAUUAGACUGGUAAUCCUAACAACCAUUUUCCAAGCAACCUUUUUCCACUGGAGUGCUGAGGCUUGUAUAUAAAAAGCACUUACGCAAAUUCUGACGUGCAACUCCUUGCUUUUCCGUGGGUGGUGUACAGAAAUUUGGAAGUGUUUUGAGAAUGCAGUGCCUAAUUUAUAUGGUAGUAUGUAUUCCUUUUAGUAUGUAUAAAAGUUUAUUGAUAGCUGCUUAAGCACAAAUGUGUACACUUCUGUGUUGCGGUGUUACGUAAUAUACAGUUUGACCCUGGAAUGUGAUUGGCAGUAGGGGCACUAAUUCAGUGUGCAUGUAAUUUGGUUCCAGUGGAAGAGUUAAAAUUGCUGAAAUCUCUGUAAAGCAAUAUUGUCUUUCAACUCAAAAGCUGAAGAGUAUUUUUUUAAAAUUCAAUGUACAUAUUUUGACAUAUGAAAUUCUUUUGGUUUACUUCUGCCUAACUCCCUCCAACCCACCAACAUACACUUACACUAUAGUGUUUCAAAGUACCAUUGAUUUUCUAGCUUAUUCUGAAAGCACGUAACAACAUGCCCACAAGUUUGAAAUAACUCGAAAUUAUUGCAUAUAAAAAUAUGCAUUUUGAUUUACAUUUUAUAAUCUAGCAUAAGGUGAUGAAAUGCUGCUGCAGUCUUCAGUAGUUGAGAGCUAACUUUCUUUAAUGUGGUGGUUUUCUUACACUCCCUUGCAGCUCACAUAUGUGUACAACUAAGAAUUCCGGUAGAUAUUUGCUUCUGUGUUUUCCUUUGUUAAACAACUGCAUCUGUGCACGUUAUAGACUAGGAAUAUAUAAACAAUAAACCUUUUGUAAUAAUUUUCAAUUUAGCUUUCUUCUUAACAUCUAAACAUCAAAGUUAGAAACUGAUCAACCACUAAUCAUAUGAAAAGUUAAUUUACAGUUUGAUUUUGUAAAUCUUGUGAAUGAAAUUUAUAGUCACACAUCCAAGUAGAAAUUAACAAAUGCUGCUCUGGUGUUUUCAGUUUUUCUCUAUCUCCUCCCACUCCCACAGCUUCUGCUGUAAAAUGCUAAUUAAGUGGAUACCUAUUCACAUAGUGUAAAUAGUAGGACGUAUAGCCUGUCAAACCUGCUCAACCAUUUAACAUGAUCAUGGCUGAUCUUUCUGCCUUUUCCACAGCUUUGAUUCUCAGUCUAAAAAUCUGUUACCUUCAAUCUUCAAUUAGAACACUUCUUCAUCCAAAAGGAUCUAUUGCCUUAUCCCAAGACUUUGUCUCUGUUCUAGAUUCUCAAGAAAGGAGAAUUUUUCUUUCCUUAUCAAGUCCCUUCAGUAUCUUUUUAAUGUAUGGUGUACAGUCUGGUCACCGCACUAACAGAAGGAUGUGGAUGCUUUGGAGAGUACAGAAAGAAUUUACCAGGAUGUUACCCUGGUAUGAGAGAUUUUGGCUAUGAAGAAAGGUUGGAUAGACUGGGUUGGCUUUCACUGUAAUGCAGGUGGUUGAGGGGUGGCCUAAUGGAAGUUUGUAAGAUUGUGAAUGCCGUGGUAGUGGAAAAUGUUGAGGUGUUUUCUGGGGUGGAGGGGUCAGUUAUUUGGAGACAAUAGGUUGAAGAUACCAGGUGGGGGGGGGGUGUGUGUCUGUGGAGUUUAAGAUGUGAGGCACAUUUUUCCACACAAAGGUGGUGAGUACCUGAAAUACGCUGUUGAUGGUGGUGGAAGAAGCAGAGACAAUAGCACUAUUCAGGAAGCACCUAGACAGACAGGUAUGUGACUAGGAAGGGAAUAGAGGGAUACAGAUCCUGUAAGUAAAGCCAGCUUAGUAUGGAAGAACAAAAUGUGGUGGCACAGGGCUGGAGGGCCCGUUCCUGUGCUACGGUGUCCUUUGAGGUCAUCUCCUUUUUUUUUAUGAACUCUACAACUUCAUGAAUGAAUUUUUUGAUCACUGAACAACAGUUACUUGAUUUCAUGACCUUGGAGGUGGAGCAGAAAGGUAAGACAGCACAACUUAAAUUAUGUACACCCAUCACUUUUUCAAGGAUUAUUACUCAAGAUCUGUCCACAUUUAUAUGGAAACAUCAACCACCAGUGAUGCUAAAUUAGCAGAAAUAGAAAGUUGCAAUUUCAGUACAGAAAGAAUGUCUAGUAAUAGUCUUUGUUCACCAGUAAUUUAUUUGUGAUAUCUGAGGUAUGAUCAAUGGGCUGAAACUGAGGAUGGAUACUGUGUAGGAUGUCAGUUUAUUUGCAAAAUUGAUAAUGGAAAGAAUCUUGUACUAUCACCAUUUUAGUAAUAUAAAUGAGAUGUGCUUCUGAAA